AUGCCUCCUCAAGCCGAUCCUACUCCGAGUGGAGUGCUAUUUGAAACCGACACCCAAACUCCAGACUUAGGUCUUGAUAAAGAUGUAUCGAUUUUAAAGAAAGCCAGACCUAGAAAAUAUGAAUACGUUUGGUUUAAUAUUAUGUGGUUCUUAUUCUUACACAUUGCCUCAGCUUACGGUAUUUAUUUAGUGUUCACUUCAGCAAAAUGGCAGACUAAUGUUUUUGCAUUCCUUGUACAUCUUUGUUGCGCUAUUGGUAUUGGCGCCGGGUCACAUAGGCUGUGGACACAUAGAAGUUUUAAAGCAAAAACUCCUCUCCGUAUUCUUCUUAUGAUUUGGCAGACUAUGGGUUUCCAAGACUGUAUAUUUGAAUGGGCUCGUGACCAUCGUACACAUCACAAGUACGCAGACACGGAUGCUGAUCCACAUAACGCUGAGCGCGGUCUUUUCUACUCACACAUGGGCUGGCUUUGUGUUAAGAAAUCCCCUGAAGUAUUAGAAGGUGGACGCCGGAUAGAACUAAAAGAUCUCUAUGAUGAUCCAGUCGUUAUGUUCCAGAAAAGGCAUUACUUGAAAAUGAUGCCAAUCCUGUGCUUCGUGUUUCCUACUAUCAUUCCCGUGUAUUUCUGGAACGAGACGUGGUUGAACGCUUUCCUAAUCCCCACAAUUCUGCGGUACACGUGCGGCAUUAAUAUAGUGUGGAGCGUAAACAGUUUUGCUCACGUCUUUGGCUACCGACCAUAUGACAAGUCGUUGAACCCACGAGAGAACAUCGCAGUAUGGAUGUUCUGUGUAGAAGGCUUUCAUAAUUAUCACCACACUUUCCCCUGGGACUACCGCGCGACUGAACACCCGAUACUUAAUAUGCUGACUCCAACAAUCAUGUUCAUUGACCUUAUGGCUAAGCUGGGACAAGCUUACGAUCUGAAAACGGUAACACCAGAAAUAAUCAAACAAAGAGCUCAACGUACUGGCGACGGCACACAUCAUCUGUGGGGUUGGGAUGAUCCCGAAUUUACAGAGAAAAUGAAGUUACGCUACGGAAUAACAAAUUCCGAGAGAAAAACAGCGUAA
Danaus chrysippus (African queen) is the source of this 1074-nucleotide messenger RNA. The record is from the annotation of a GenBank genome assembly. NCBI's taxonomy places the organism in Eukaryota, Metazoa, Arthropoda, Insecta, Lepidoptera, Nymphalidae.